AUGAAGUUAACUAGAGGCUACAUAUCUCCUUAUUUUAUUAGAGACCAGAAGACCCAGAAAUGUGAAUUGGAGAAUCCGUUUAUCCUCAUCCAUGACAAGAAAAUUUCUGACAUGAAUACACUGUUGAAAGUAUUGGAGUUGUCAGUAACGAAUAAAAGACCACUCCUAGUUGUUGCGGAAGAUGUUGAUAGUGAUGCAUUAGCUAUGCUCAUACUCAACAAGCAUCAUGUUGGGCUUAAGGUUUGUGCUAUAAAAGCUCCUGGUUUCGAGGAUAAUAGAAGAGCAGCUCUAGAUGAUCUUGUGAUUCUUAUCGGAGGAGAGGUUAUCACAGAAGAGCGCGGCAUAGCUCUCAACAAAGUCCGACCUGAAAUGCUCGGCACUGCAAAAAAGGCAUGUGGCUUGAACCAUUAUAACUGUGACGGAGUUGCUCUCUUAUAUGCUAGCAAAGUCUUGGAGAAUCUUGAAACUAAAAACGAGGAUGAGAGAAGAGGAGUACAGAUUAUUCAGUAUCACUCAAGGUUUGCACCUACAUUUACAAUAGCUGCAAAUGCUGGUUUUGAUGGUUCUUUAAUUUACAACAAAUUGUUGGAACAAGAUAAUCUUAAUUUAGGUUUCGAUGCUGUUAAAGGAACUUAUGUUGAUAUGGUGAAGGCUGGGAUUAUAGAUCCUGUUAAAGUUGUUAGAACAGCUUUGGUAGAUGCUGCCAGUGUAUCGUUGUUACUGACGACAACCGAGGCAUCUAUUGUAGAAAAUAUGAGUGAUAAAAACAAACCUCCUCAAAGGGUGGCAGAUAUGGAUGAUUUGGACUACUAACUUUUCUUAAAUAUGUUGAGAAUA
Molecule: messenger RNA, 837 nt
Organism: Lathyrus oleraceus (garden pea)
Lineage: Eukaryota; Viridiplantae; Streptophyta; Magnoliopsida; Fabales; Fabaceae
Product: chaperonin CPN60-like 2, mitochondrial
Exons: 9
Coding region: 1-813 (270 amino acids)
Biological process (GO): protein refolding
Molecular function (GO): ATP-dependent protein folding chaperone; ATP binding
Source: RefSeq, a predicted model, not a curated record